GACAGGGGGCCGCGCGUCACAGCACGCCCGCUACCGAUUGUGCUCAAGCUGACACCGGCGCGGCCGCGCCGGGAGACGCAUCCCCCGCUUCCCAUGGCCUGGCUGUUUGGCCAGCGGUACCUGGACUGGCUCGUCGGCACCGUCUCGCAGACGGUCGUGAGCUGGUCGGCCCGCUGCCCGGCGUGCCCCGCCUGCCCGCAGCCGCCGGCGUGCCCAGCCUGCCCAGCGGCGGCGCCGAUCCACUUCCACCCGCCGGCCGCCUGUCCGGCGGCUCCAAAGGCGCCGGCACCCGCGCCCGCGCCCCAGCCGGUCGCCCAGGAGCCUGAGGGCCUCUCCUGGACGGGCGGGUGGCUGACCUGCUUCCUGGUCGCCGUCAACCUGUUGGUCUUCAGCUUCCACGUGGUGAGGAUGGCACAGGAGCAGGCGCCGCCGGGGGUGCGCCGGUGGGCGUGGGCACAGUACGCCGGCGCGCCGCUGUGGCAUCAGCGGCGCGUGUGGGGCCGGGUGAUUCAGGAUCCGACUGAUGCCCGCUGGUCCCCCCUGCGGGUGCUGAUCUCGACGCCGGAUGGCGACGUAUACGAAGAGCUGUACGACAUGUCUGAUGGGACCUUGGCUGCGGUUCGCUUCGAGGACGACCGGCGCACCCGCCCAGCUGGCCUGGAGGUUGGGAACCUCUACCGCUUCCGGCGCGCGCUGACGGCGGCCGAGGAGGUGGCCAUCAGGAACGAGGUGGACGCCUACGCCCGCGACGUGUUCCUCGACGCGGAGCGAGCGGCCGGGCGGCCUGGGGUGGUGCCUCCGGCGGGCGCUGCCGUCUACUUCACGUUCGCGGCCGCUGCUGGUGGCGCGGUCGCGCCUGGGCCCGCUCCCGCCGCCCCUGCCGCCGGGGGAGGGGCGGCAGUGGCCGCCGCGCUGGCUGUGGUGCCGGCUGGCCCCGCCGCGCCCGCGGCUGGACCGCCUGCUGGUGCCGCCCCAGUUGCGGCAGCCGCCGCACCGCUCGCCGCUGCUGGAGCUCCCGCAGGCCCCUUGGGGCCGAAUGCCGUGCCUGGGGCUGACGGACAGUGGGUCUACGUCGAGACCACGACGACGGCCCGGCGCGGGGACCCUGUCACGAUGGACGGGACGGAGCUCGUCCGGGGGGCUAUCGGCCUGAAGCAGGACGCUGGCGGGAGCUGGUCGGCCAUCCGGCUGAUCACGACCUCGCAGGCCUCCUACCGAGGCGCCGAGGCCCUCGCUGAUGCCCGCCUCCAGCCUGUGGCCCUGCUUAGUGACGGCUCGCGGCAGCGCGUGCAGUUCCACGAGAGUGUCGACAGGCUCCGCGAGGAGCCCUUCCCCGACUGGCCGCUGGACGGCCCAAGGACCACACUAUGGUGCCUCCGCUUCUUGGACAGGAAGCGCGGAGGGGCCAUCGAGCACUUCCACCAGUUCGCGUCCUACUACCGGCUGUCCCGCGAUGACUUCGGGGUGACGCACUACGAGUCCAUCAUGAGGAUGGUCGACUACCUGAUGACGUGGGACCUCCUCGACUUGCCCAAUGUGGUGGGCGUCGAGGUCAUGCUGCGGCAGGCGCAGCUGUACGAGUACAUGUACGCCAUGGAGUACGAGGCGCGCGACUCGGGCGUCUCAGCUGCUGUCUCGGCCGAGGGCGAGCCCAAGGCGAAGGCGAAGGGCAAGCGACUCCACAGGACCAGUCACCGCCGCGAGAUGGUCGUCGACGCCAUCCGCGCCAUGAAUGAGAUGUACACUGGUUCGAGCUGUCCGCGGCCUACCGGCCUCACUGGCCCUACGACCGCCCAGCAGGAGGCUCUGGCGGUGAUCCAGGAGGCCGUCGACGCCUUCGGAGUGCCCCCGCCCGACCUCACUCCCGCAGGAGCCCUCGAGGAGCUCCGCGUCGCGCAGUCAUACGACCAGGAGUCUGCCGUGAUUGCGCCGGUGACCUUCGACCGCGUCGAUCUGAUCUCCCUGCCGAGCGUGGGCUCCGAACCGAAGUCCUUGUCUGCACUCAUCGGGGAUGACAGCAUGAGUAUUGGUCACCGCCUUCAAGAACUACUUUUGCCCCGUGAGCGGGGGCUUGCCCGGGUCGCGGAGCACGCUCCGAAGAGGGCGUAUUCGGAUCCCAACUUGAGGAACCCUCGCCUAUAUAAGAAAGUAUUGCACCGUCUUGUGUCAUCGCACCUCGUUGAGUUUCAUACCGAUGCGUUGAGCUCAGUGGGAAUGUUCUUCGUCUAUAAGAAGUCAGGGGCCCUGAGGCUCAUACUGGAUGGCCGGAUCCCGUCCCAGUUGUUCGACGAGCCCCCCAAGGUGAAGCUGGCAACUGGGGCCGCGUUCUCUCAGCUCCGGGUUGACAGUCGGGAGCCUGUGUGUGUCGCUGGUGUGGACAUCGCGGAUGCCUUCUAUACCAUGUUGCUCCCACCUUGGCUUCGUCGGUACUUCGGACUCCCUAAGAUCAGGGCUGGUGAAUUGGGGAUCUCGGUCGAUGCGAAUGGAAGGCCCGUGGCGCCUACGCAGUGGGUCCAUCCGUGCUUCAGGUGUCCUCCGAUGGGAUUCAGUCUCAGUCUUUGGUUGUGCCAGUCAGUGAAUGAGAUUGUCUCGCGGCGUGCUGGCCUCGUCAGGCCGGAGCGUGUCCUGGUGGAUCGCCUGCCUGCCCCUGUCGUCGACUCGGGCGUUGUUCAUACCGAAUACGUCGACAACUUCGUCGCGCUGUCGCUAUCGGAGGCCUCUGCUAUUGCUGCUGCCCGUCAGGUCGAUCAUCAUAUGCGUGCUGUGGGACUGCCUACUCACGGGGUGGAGAGCGGAGUGGGCGGGGAGACUCUUGGUUGGUCCUUCGACUCGAACUCGCCCGUGAUCUCGCUCAACCCCAGGCUUAGGUGGAAGCUGUACCUUGGGAUUCAGGAGGUCCUCCGACGUGGGUUCUGUUCUGGAAAGGAGAUGGUGAGGAUCGUCUCGCACAUCACGUCCAGGGUGCUCAUUAGGAGGGAGCUCCUCUCGUGCCUGGGGGCCGUCUACAAGUUUGGGGAGGUAUACCACAAUCGAACCGUCCCGGACGGGCCCGAAGUCUCCGACGUGGACCCUAGCUUCGAGGAGGUCCCGCCCGACAUCUGGAGGGACCACUGGCACCCGGUCCUCUCGGUGCCCUGGCGGCGCCCAGCCCCUCAGGUCAUCCUGGAGGCCAGGUCCGGCGUGAUGGCGCUUAAGCACAAGCUUCGCUCCAAGAGGUCCUUUCGGAAGGCCCACGUAAUGCUGAAUGACGCCAUGGCUCCCAUCUUGGCUCUGGCAAAGGGGCGGUCUUCGGCGCCCGCCCUCCUCGCCGUCUGCCGGCAGGUGGCAUGUCUGCUGCUGGCCUCAGGCUCGGCGGCGUACUGGAGGUGGCUGCCGUCCGAGUUCAACUCUGCCGACCCAGCAUCACGGAACCGGCCUGGUGCUAGGCGGCCCGCGGCGGCUCCAGCAGCCCCAGCGCCCACCCACCUUGGGCGCCGGAGCCGCUCCCAGAGCGCAGCUGCGCUGUCCUGGGGGGACCAGGCGGACCGCCGAGUUGCCAGGAGGCGCGCCUUCCCCGCCGCCAACACGGCGGCGACCUCGGGCUCGCUGACCUUCCUGGAGACGCAGGCCGUGGGGGAGGCGACCCGCCGGGACUAUGCCGACAGGGUCUCGAAGUUCACGGCGCGGGCGACCUCGGUCCGGCUGCCGAUCGUGGAGGUGCCCGAGCUGGACGUCGCACUGGUGACCUUCUUCAACCAGCUGUUCUUCGACGGCUACCCGAGCGAGGAGGCGACGAAGUACAUGGCGGCACUGGCUCAUUGCCGCGCGGCGCCCGGCCGACUGCAGGUGGCCUUCCCGAGGGCCGCUCGUGCUGCGAAGGGCUGGGCCCGGCUGGUACCGCCACGAUCCCGGCUGCCGCUGCCCUGGCCGAUUGCCUGCCUGAUGAUCGACUGGAUGCUGGAUGCAGGCGAGACGACAGCGGCGGCGGCGACGGCGGUCUGCUUCGCGCUGUACCUUCGGCCGGCAGAGCUGCUCAGCCUGACGCGCGAGCAGGUGAUCCCGCCUGCCGAGGGCGCCCCGCCGGGGCGAACCUUCCUGAACUUCUGGUCGGUGGUCCUGCAUCCGAUGGAGUGCGCUCAGCCUUCGAAGACGGGAGUCUACGACGAGGGCCUCCUUCUGGACAGCCCGGAGUUCACCUGGCUGCCACCGCUGCUGCAGGCGCUGCGGGCCCGAGCCGCGCCAGGCGGCCGCGUCUUCGACAUGAGCUACAACCAGUGGGCCCUGGUCUUCAGGCGUGCUGCGACAGCGCUGCACCUCGGCGUCCUGGGGCCGCCGACGCUCUACACCCUCCGACACGGGGGGGCCUCCCACGAAUACCUCGCAAAGUUCAGAAGCCUCGACGAGAUCAAGAAGAGGGGGAGGUGGGUGUCGGACUCGUCCCUACGGCGCUACACCAAAGGGGGCCGCGUGGCAGAGCAGAUGCGACGGCUUCCGAUCUCCGAGCAGCGCCACGCCACGCGCCUG
Molecule: messenger RNA, 4503 nt
Organism: Prorocentrum cordatum
Lineage: Eukaryota; Dinophyceae; Prorocentrales; Prorocentraceae
Source: the annotation of a GenBank genome assembly